Messenger RNA from Oncorhynchus kisutch (coho salmon), 1559 nucleotides. Its product is annotated as matrix Gla protein. The transcript has 5 exons. Gene Ontology annotation, cellular component: extracellular region. NCBI's taxonomy places the organism in Eukaryota, Metazoa, Chordata, Actinopteri, Salmoniformes, Salmonidae. The record is from RefSeq and is a predicted model, not a curated record. Bases 160 to 504 code for a protein of 114 amino acids. Gene Ontology annotation, molecular function: calcium ion binding.
GAGGUAUAAAAGUAUAUAAGCCUUGCUAUACAGAAUAAAGAAAUAUCAACCAGAGAGAAAGACAGAGAGAGAGAUUGUGAAAGAAACUUUACCAACAGAGUUGACACCAUAACUACCUUCUUAGGCAGACCAAGAGACCGACAGACCGCCAGAGUGAGGAUGAGGACUCUCCUCCAGUGUGUGGCCCUGUGUGUCACCAUCUCUCUCUGUGUCUGCUACGAUUCUCAAGAAAGCACGGAAUCUUUUGAAGAUGUGUUUGUCAGUCCAUACCGAGCCAACUCAUUCAUCAACCCACAGAGUCCACAGAGGGGAAGUGCCUACAACACUCCAUCAAGAGGCAGCACUUACAGGAGAACAAUGAAGUCUCCAGCGGAGAGGCGCUCGGAGACAUGUGAGGACUACUCUCCCUGUCGCUUCUUGGCCCAUCGCUAUGGUUACCAGCUGGCCUAUCAGAGAUAUUUUAGAGCCAGGAAUCCAGGCACGACGGGGAGCCGUGGAUUCUGAGUCCCUGUCCAUCUUAUCAUAGCAAUUAUUCCUGCUAUUGAUUUGCUGUACGCUCAUUCAACACACUCUGACAUUACGUAACAGGAUAUUGGUUCGGUGAUGUAACAGUAAAAGAGAUGUGACAAAUAUAUGAAAACAUAUCAGUAAAUCAAUUACGAAUAUAGUGAGCAAUAUUUAUAUAAUUCAAGCUCCAUUUAUUGUAUAACUUUAUAGCCUACUCACAAUCACCACACCCUCAAAGAAGAACUGCUUUCAGAAAUCUGUGUUUGUGAAGAUUAGCUUCACACCCACCUCCAUUGUUCCCUUUUUCCAUCCACACUAAGACAACAGUCUCUGUCCAACCCAUAUGUAUUUAUAUGUAUUAAAAAGUGUUUUUGAAGAGUUUCUUACAUUCAUUGUCUAAAUCCUAUGGUGUCACGAUAUUCCUCAGAGGGGCUUAGUAACCUUACUUGUGGGCUAUAGAAUUCCACCUCAUUUGGUUCCACGUGUUACCAAAUUUCAGCUGAAUAGUAUUUUGAAUGGGGAGCAGAUGUGUGAACGCUAGUAGCUGUCCCAGUUUGACCAGUGUGGUAGCAACAAAUCAGAAAAAUGUAGUGUGGAAAAAAUAAAGGCUAAGGGAAGCUACAUUUUUGCACCAGCAUGACAAUGUUUGCACCUGUUUUUAAACUGUAAGUGUAAAUGAUGUUCAAAGUCAGUUACUAUCUGUUUAUCCAAUAGUUAUCCCAUAGUUUGUAUGGCCUCAUCUUCCACUUUUGGGAUGUAAAUGUAUAUAUUUUUGGUCGUUUUUUCCCUAACUUUUGUAAAUGGGAGCAUCAAUGGUAUCAAUAGAAAAUGUUAAUUUCCAGGUCACAUACAAAAAUAAGUAGUCAGCUGGUCACUGUUUUUGUAGACAAGACGCAGCUCCUUGCCCUACCAUAAAAACCAGAGGUCAUCUGAACACAGUGAAUGUCAGUCUCUAGAAGACGAGAGAGAAACAAGCAGGACACUGGAUCUGAUCAUGGCACACCCACGAACAGUGGUGUAAAGUACUUAAAUAAACAUAUUUUCAAGUACUA